ACCAAGCAAGUCCUCCCGACAGUCACAAUAAUGGAAGAGGCAAGUGGUUCCGCGGAAACAGCGGGGUCACUCUAUCUGGAUAAACGAGAUACAGCAAUCACUCCGGAGGGCUGACACGUACCCCGGAUUAUUACAACCGGGCAAUUUCUUCGUCAGCGCAAAACCCCAAAUCUCCUAUCACCAGAUAGACAACCCCUUCCGCUUCCGCGAUGGGAGGAUCCAAGACAACAGGCAACCGGACCCGUCGCACGCACGCACUGGGAGCAUGCAAGACGUGUCGACGACGACACGCGAAAUGCGAUCAGAGGCGGCCGAAGUGCCAAAUGUGUCGCGCCAGCGGCGUGGCGUGCGAGGGGUUCGCGGACGAUAUCCGGUGGGUGGCGGCGCGGAAGCAGGCGUCGCCGUCGCGGACGUCGAGGGACGGGAAACCCAGGGACGUGGACAGGGACAGGGAUAGGCAAGGCCCGCGGCGGGUGCUGUAUACAGAGCAGUCGCGGCUUUCGAUGAGUGAUUCGUUGAGCGCGGAGCUGGUGUCCGGGUCUAUUGAUGCGUCUUUGGCGGAGAUUGAUGUUCGAGCGCGAGACUCUGAUCGAGCUGCCGAGGGAAGUAUUGUUGUUGGGCCGUUUGCGGUGCUCGAUCUGUCGAGUACCAGCCAUGGGGAUGCUGUUGCUGAGGUGGAUGAGGCAGGAGAGAAGGAGGUAGUCAGUCCGUCUCGCAUGUCAGGGCCCCUGGUUGAGAGCAGCUCGGGCGUGAGCCCGUCGCUGUCGCAGGAGUCGAUCGCCUACAUGAAUGAUCUGCUGCAGUGGUCGGACCUGUUCAGCCUGGACCUUCAGAUGCCGGAUAGCUUGAUGUCCACGGCGUUUGAUAUAGGCGACGCGCUGGUCCUCGAGCCUGGGGCCCAGGCUGCGAUGAAUGGCGGGGCGAUGGGGAUGACAGAUCCGGUCCUUGACGCAGACGGAGAGCUAAAUGAGAUGCAUCCCACCGCAAUCCCGCAGAUACCAUCCAAUCCUCAUAUCGAAUCUGUGAAUGUGCUAGCGGACGCUCACUUCUUGCUACGGCACUUCCAAGACCAUGUCAUCUCGCGCAUGUCUGCCAUUCCCCUGGAACAAAAGUCUCCAUGGAAGAUCCUGAACUUGCCGUCCGCGGUGGUGACAUUCAGCGACCUGACGUUUCUAGGGUCACAGAACAUCAGCCAUGCUCGCUUGGCAAAUCUGUACUGUCUCCUGGCAUGUUCAGCCUUACAUCUCUCCGUCAAUCCCACAACGAACACAUCGGAAACACGAGAGCACUGGCAGCCCAUCGCCGAGCAUGCAUACAAUCUGGCCAAGAACCACAUGCAGACGUCACUGCGACACGAGACCCAACCCAAAGCCGCCAAGUAUAAGGACCAGCUGAUGGCCAUCUGCGCGUUGACCGAAUUUGCCAUAAUCAGCGGCCAGCAGCAAGACGCGAGAUGCUACAUGGUGGACGCCGAACGCCUCCUCCGCCUGCGGGGCCUAUCGAAGCGACGCAUCUCGCAGAAGGCGCGGCUGCUGCACCACGUAUACACAUGGCUGCGAAUCGUCGGCGAGAGCACCUACACGCUGCACGACUACACGCCGUCGGAGCACUUCAUGGACGCGCUGAAAUGCUCGUUCCGGUGCCAGAACACGACGGUGCACAGCACCACCACGACGGGCCACAGCACCCGACUGGACGACUUCCUGCGACUCGCGCGCUGCCCAUCGGACAGCGACCUUAACAUCCACGAGCCCAAGAGCCAAGACGUGGGACUGCACGACAUCCACCUGCAAGACUCGCGCAGCUACCCAGACACACUAUACCACCAGAUCUACGGGAUCCCGGAAGCGUGGCUCAGCCUGGUGUCUCAGACGACGCGCCUGGCGAACGUGAUGGAGACGUUCCGCGUGGCGCGCCGCACGCCGCAGGUCAGGAAGGCCAGCAUCGAGGCCUGGGACGCGCUGCACCGGCGCAGCGCCCGCCUCGAGAACAUGGUGUGCGCGCUGACCUCGCGGAAGGUCGAGAGCACCGCCUCCCCCCGAGGGUCGGAGGUGUGCGCUAAGGCCCAUGAGUACCUGCUCCAGGCGCUGAACGCCGCAUUAGUUAUCUUCUUCUACCGCCGCAUCCGCGACGUGCACCCGCUCAUCCUGGAGGGCCACGUAGACAAGGUCGUCUCGUCGCUGAGUAGGUUCGACGCCGCGUUGACAGGGGCGGGGCAGACUGGCCCAGGUACAGCGUGGCCGCUGUUCAUCGCGGGCUGCGAAGCGACGACGCUCGAGCGACGGUGGGAGAUCCUGAAACUGCUCGAGAAGGGGGAGGCGCGGUGCGGGUUCGCGGGGUUUGGCAUGGCGCGCGACGUCAUGAAGGAGGUCUGGAAGCAGCAGGACGAGCAUAUCACCUCCAGUUGUGGCGAGUCCGUGCCGACGUGGCUGGAUGUGACCAAGCGCCGGCAGAUAUGGCCCAUCCUAGCCUAGA
This is a messenger RNA of Aspergillus homomorphus CBS 101889, 2475 nucleotides long. RefSeq names its product Zn(II)2Cys6 transcription factor. Gene Ontology annotation, cellular component: nucleus. The transcript has 4 exons. Gene Ontology annotation, biological process: positive regulation of transcription by RNA polymerase II. Gene Ontology annotation, molecular function: DNA-binding transcription factor activity, RNA polymerase II-specific; zinc ion binding; transcription cis-regulatory region binding. The record is from RefSeq and is a predicted model, not a curated record. Bases 210 to 2474 code for a protein of 754 amino acids. Lineage: Eukaryota; Fungi; Ascomycota; Eurotiomycetes; Eurotiales; Aspergillaceae.